UUUAUUCUUUACAAUCUAUAUACCUACAGCUAUGCAUGUCUAUUGUCCAUAUAUUAUGGCUAUAUUGUCUAUAUAGCAAUUUUAUUCAAAUUAAUUUGGUGAGCUUAAUAAUUAUUAUAGGAAUUCUGUAGGUGCUGAAGUACUGUUUAUUUAUUUAUUUUUUAUUCACCUUAUACUUAAUACCUUCCAUAAUUUUAGUUGUUAGUAAACCCCCUUACAUUAUAAUGGCGUAUACUUUAUUUUAAUUCGUACGUUCAAGUUGUAUGUUUACUUUAAUUAUUAAAGUAUAGUUAUUUUAUUUCAGGUACUAUGUUCUCAGUUUUUGUGUUGAGUUACAAUAUGAAAAUAAGUGACCUAGCUAUUGGUAUUUUAGUUUGCAUUAUUUAUAUCAUUGCUGCUGUUGUAUACGUCAUUUCAAAUCAAUUUUGGCAAAUUUUCAUUAUUGGCAUGAUAUAUUUAUGCCAUGGUAGUGCUGUAACUAUUAUAAUUUCAUUAACAUCUAAAAUAAUGGAGAACGAUCGUCUCGGACGAUUGUAUAAACUAUGUGAUAAUAUGUACUUCACUAAAUUUGGUCAUUUUUGUUUAGUGAUUUUGAUGUAUGUCAUUCUGACUAUACCUAUUUUAUUUGUAUACAUGACUCUAUAUUCAAAGUGUAAAGACUUCUGGGAAAGGGAUGCUACAAGAACUUUAAGAACAAGACAACAAUCUAUUUAUGUCAUACGUACCUAAUUAAAUCAUUUCAUAAUUUCAUAAUAUAAUAUAUUAUGAUGUAAUAUCAAUUUCUGUACCUAUAAGCUUUUAGAAUAUUGUAUUGUAUUUUACAUUUGUAUUAGGUAUAUUUAUUGGAUUUCUUAUCAAUAUUAUAGGCUAUUUUCAU
This is a messenger RNA of Acyrthosiphon pisum (pea aphid), 877 nucleotides long. RefSeq lists its product as uncharacterized. The record is from RefSeq and is a predicted model, not a curated record. NCBI's taxonomy places the organism in Eukaryota, Metazoa, Arthropoda, Insecta, Hemiptera, Aphididae. The transcript has 4 exons. Bases 310 to 729 code for a protein of 139 amino acids.